AUGUCAACGCGACAGUCCACUCGCAGCGUGCUGCGGGGGAUUUGCUGCCUGGGCCUUUGGUCCCUGAGUGGUCUGACUCACCCGGCCGCAGUGCCGAGGCGUUGGACCGUCCUCACCGCUCCCGCCGUCUUGACGCAGACGAGCGCCCGUGCCGCGCGAGCAGAGCCGCGCGAGCCGCGGAGCUAUGAGGAAGUCAUCGCGGAGUCCGGUUUGGAAGACUGGUCGGUGAAAGACUAUGAGGCGAUGCGCGACGAUGUGCCACGCACCUCCAAGUUCGAAAAGGCCAUUCAGCGACGCCUCCAGAAGCAGCCGCAGGCCACAGUCUUGGACAUCGGCACUGGGCCUUUUGCCCUGCUGGCGGUUCUGGCCGCCAAGGCAGGGGCCAAGAAGGUCUAUGCUAUCGAAAAGAAUCCGGAAGCCGCUGCUUUGGCCAAAGAGACGGUGGAACGUGAUGGUUGGAAGGACGUCAUUGAAGUGAUCGAAGGCGACUCCAUGCAAGUCACCCUCCCUGAACAGGUGGACCUGGUGGUUUCGGAGCUCAUUGGCAGCAUCGCCACGCAGGAGGGCGUGGAGCCCAUCAUCCGCGACGCGCGGCAGCGAUUCCUCAAGGAGUCGGAAGGUGCGUGUGGCAUGAUCCCGGCCCGGUGUCAGACGUGCAUCGUGCCAGUGCUUUACAAGGGGCGCAGCUUCCUGCAGCGGGUGACGGCACCCUUCGAGGGCGUCCGGAGCCGGGGCAAGCCACAGGCGGGGUCCUCGACACCGCUGAGGAUCAAGUCGGCGGACGAGGGGAACUUGGAGUUCUUGUCCGAGCCGCAGGUCUUGGAAGACUUUGAUUACUGCGCAGCUGCCAACUCCCCGAAGAAGCUGACCAGUACCUUGGAGUUCCCCGUGGCGCAGGAGGGAACUUUUUCGGGUUUCGCCAUGUGGACACGCGUGGUGGUGGACGACCAAGAGGUGAUCGAAGUCCGAGGGCAGCCGGACAGCCACUGGGCCUAUGUGGUGGCAGUGAUGACGCGAUACCCACAGUCAGUGGAGCCUGGAACGAUCAAAUUGGUGAGUGAGAUCGACUAUGAUGCUUCGCCGGUGAGCUACAGCUUCAAGGCAGAAGUGCCCUGA
Messenger RNA from Durusdinium trenchii, 1116 nucleotides. The record is from the annotation of a GenBank genome assembly. Lineage: Eukaryota; Dinophyceae; Suessiales; Symbiodiniaceae.